Messenger RNA from Micropterus dolomieu (smallmouth bass), 3964 nucleotides. RefSeq names its product E3 ubiquitin-protein ligase SH3RF3-like. Bases 431 to 2926 code for a protein of 831 amino acids. The record is from RefSeq and is a predicted model, not a curated record. Gene Ontology annotation, molecular function: metal ion binding; protein binding. The transcript has 10 exons. NCBI's taxonomy places the organism in Eukaryota, Metazoa, Chordata, Actinopteri, Centrarchiformes, Centrarchidae.
CCUGAGCUUCUUGUCCCCAGUGGUUUUUGUAGGGCAUCUCUCUCUUUCUCCCCUCCCUCUGUUUCUCCCAGUCUGUAUCAAUAUGUCCCUGGUGCGUGAGCGCGCGCCGCAACUCUGAUCGGCGCGCGGUUGAUGAUGAUGAGAGCGUGACCUCACCGCUUUCUGCACAGCUGCUGGAGAGCGAGAGAGGGGAAGACAGAGACAGAGAGAGAGCGAGAAACACAAACACGUUGAGGGAGACAGAGAGAGGUACGGAACAGCGGAGAACACUGACAACACAGGGGCACACUGCUCAGCGCGCGGGGACUCUGGUGGGGCGUCCGUUGGCUGUUUCCCGCCGGUCUGCCUCCCAGAAUGUUCUGUGCCCCCGGUUCAUUUCUACGGUACACGAACCAGUCGCCGCGGCGUUCCCACGGACACUGAAGCCCAGAUGCUCACCCUCUCCGCCGACAUGGACGAGUCUUCGUCGCUUCUGGAUCUGCUGGAGUGCUCGGUGUGCCUGGAGCGCCUGGACACCACGGCCAAGGUGCUGCCGUGCCAGCACACCUUCUGCCGCCGCUGCCUGGAAAACAUUGUCAGCUCCCGGAACGAGCUGCGCUGUCCGGAGUGCCGCAUCCUUGUGGACUGCGGGGUGGACGACCUGCCGGCUAACAUCCUUCUGGUUCGCCUUCUGGACGGUAUCAAGCAGCGGCCCCAGCGAGGGAGCGGAGGAGGAGUAGGAGCAGGCGGGAGGCAGUCCCUGGCCGGGGGCUCGCUGCAGGGGUACGCAGCCGGGAUAUCCGCUUCUCCCCCAGGCAGUGCGAUCAGAGAGCUGCCAGUAGCCAUCAGGAGCUCCCCUGUUAAGAAUAUCCCAGCGUUGCCUUGUGGAAAAGCCCUCUACUCCUACGAAGGAAAAGAACCAGGCGAUCUCCAAUUUUCCAAGGGUGACAUCAUCAUCCUGCGACGCAAGGUGGAUGACAACUGGUACCACGGCGAGCUUAACGGUUGCCAUGGUUUUUUGCCCGCUAGUUACAUCCAGUUGCUGCGUCCCCUGAGCCAAACUCCACCCCAGGGCAAAGCACUGUACGACUUUGAGGUCAAAGAUAAAGACCAGGAUAAAGACUGUCUGGCCUUCAGCAAGGAUGAGGUACUGACAGUUAUCAGGCGAGUGGACGAUAACUGGGCAGAAGGCAUGCUGGGAGACAAGAUUGGCAUCUUUCCCAUUCUCUAUGUGGAGUUAAAUGAAACAGCCAAGCAGUUGAUGGAGAUCGACAAGCCCACCCCUACUAACGUUCCAGGUCCCAGCUCUGAGCCAGCCCCGUUGGGCCCCUGCACUCCUGGCCCCUCCCCCACCGCAUCCCCGUCCAAUGGAAAUGGCUCUGGCCAUCGGAGAGGCGAAGGGAAGAAAAACGCCAAGAAGAGGCAUUCGUUCUCAGCGCUGUCCGUCAGCCAGAGGGCAGCCCAGCUUAACAACAGACACAGUAUGGAGAUCUCCCACCCCGUCCUCAUCAGCUCCUCUGACCCCAGGGCCGCUGCACGCAUCCAGGAUGUAUCCCAGCCGGGUCCCUCUCCUUCCUCAGCGGGGGUGCUGGUGCCCCCCAAAGUGGCAUCCAUAACCUCUGAGCUGCUGGCCCAUGCCAAGGUGCAGCUGCCACUCAACAUAUAUCUGGCUCUAUACGCAUACAAGCCCCAGAAGGCUGAUGAGCUUGAACUUAGGAAAGGGGAGAUGUACCGGGUGACAGAGAAGUGUCAGGACGGAUGGUUCAAGGGCACCUCACUGAGAACCGCUGCCUCCGGUGUCUUCCCAGGAAACUAUGUCACCCCCGUGUCCAGGGCUCCAUUUGGAGUUGGUGCUUCUCGGGGCUCGUGUUUGUCCAGUCCAGUAGGUGGAGGAGGUGGAGGGGGGAGUAAAAUCUCCGACCCUUCGUCCCCGGGGUCCUCGGGACCCUCUUCGUCCCGUCCCUCCACCCCACUGGUAAACUCAGUCAACUCUGUUAACAGCGUCAGUCCCGCCUCCUCGCCGCAAACUGCUGCCGCCCAGCUGAAGAACUGCCUGCGCUCUAGUCAGCAUACGGUUAACCAGGCACGCACCUCAAUGCAGCUGGUCCACAGUCCUCCUGCUGGAAGCCCAGAGCGUCCCACAGUGGCCAUCUCCCCGCUGCGUCCUCAGAGUUCCUCCCCUUCACGCUGCCCCGGCCAAUCGGGUCGUCCUCUCUCCAUGGUGUCUCCAGGACCCAGCUUAGGACCCUCACCCCUCUCUUCCCCCGCCUCGCGGCCCCUCCUCCCCCUCUCCUCCCCUCUCUCCUGUCUCACGCCUCCUAACGUGUCAGCGGUGCUCCUCAACGGGGAGCCAGUCAGUCCCCUCCAGCCGCCAUUGCCGGGCCCCUCCCACACCCAGGGUGCCAUCACGCCCAAAGCAGAGAAGAAGGAGAGGAAAGCAGGAGGCUUAUUAAAGCUCUUGUCGGGGGCGGCGGCCAAGAAGAAACCUCGCUCACCUCCCUCCUCCCCGCCCACCCACGACCCCUCAUUGGCCGACCCUGCCCACCAUCCCCACCACCAUCACCACCACGCCCGAUCAGGUUCCUGUCCGAUGGCCUCACAGGGCCGAGCCGGCUCCUGUCCAAUCGAGAGUGAUAUGGCGGGGGCCAUGGGGAUGGAGCCUCUGCACAGGAAGUCUGGUUCGCUGGACACAAACUUCCCCAAGUCGCCCCCGGCACCACGUGCCGGCAACGCUUUGAUGGUCCUUCGGCCUGAACCCAAGCCCCUGUCCAGAGAGAGGUAUCGUGUGGUGGUGCCCUACCCGCCCCAGAGCGAGGCGGAGAUUGAGCUGCGGGAGGGGGACGUGGUGUUCGUCCAUAAGAAGAGGGAAGACGGCUGGUACAAAGGCACCCUGCAGAGGACGGGGCAGACAGGCCUGUUUCCCAGCAGCUUCGUCGAGAGCUUCUGAACUGGAAAAGUGGACAAAAGAACUCGCACUGUUCCUGUUUCUGAGUCACAAAACACACACACACAAGCUUCACAACCACAAACAUACACAAAGGGUGGACCGACAUGGGUAUCACAGAAUUACACUUUUGGAUGAAGACAGACACCGACCUGCAAAAAUGUUGCUUUAAUAAGCUGCUCUCCCUAACAAGUAAUAUUUCAAUGGAGAUUUUUAGUUUCACAUGAUGAAAAAAUAAUUAAUUUUUCCCCAGAAAAAUCUGUCAACAAACACUGGAAUAUUAGGUAUGAAAACAUUUAAAUUAAAAUCUACUGAAACCCAUAUCGGUCCAACUAAUUCACAUACACACAAACAGGAAAGCCAGCCCCGGCUUCGACCAGCCACACAGGAAGCAGGGCAGCUUUUCCCAUCCUUCGCCCGGGGACAGCGCUGGGCCAGAGGGGCUUCAUGAGACUCGUUGUCCGCGCACGUGAUGUUGACUACUGAAGGCACACAGACUCAAAGAGCACAGAAAGACAAACCCUGCCUCCCAGUUCUCCUCCUUCACAUCAUCCACCAGCAAACACUAGCACAAGAAGCAUUAGCUCUGCUUUCCACUGAGACCUCAGAACUUGAAUUCGGGUGCUUUCAUUGUUUGAAAAGUGAAGAUCUGUCGCCAGGCGAUGAGGGAAGUGUGUGAGCCGACACACAGGGAUCACUGUAAGCACAUCUCCGUGUCUAGUUUGUGACAACAAGCACAUGUGUUUUUUAUCGACCCAAUAUGUUAAUAACAAUGCAUGUAGCAUUAUUACGUUUUAUUUUUAAAAUAUGUUGAAAUAGAUGUUUGUGUUGUCCCAAACAAGUCAUGCUGUGAUGAUCUGUCACAGGAGUUUUUAUUUAAAAACAAAAGGUACAAAAAGCAAAAUUAAUUAGGCGAUUCAUUUUUCUAUUUAUAUAUCUUAAUAAAUUUAUAAAAGACAUUUUUUAUUUAAACAAGUCCUUCAUAGACCCUCCACAGCCUGUCUGAUCUGAUUAAACCAGCUUGCUGAAUGUAGGAAAUAA